Molecule: messenger RNA, 1315 nt
Organism: Austrofundulus limnaeus
Lineage: Eukaryota; Metazoa; Chordata; Actinopteri; Cyprinodontiformes; Rivulidae
Product: zona pellucida sperm-binding protein 4
Exons: 8
Coding region: 40-1257 (405 amino acids)
Biological process (GO): prevention of polyspermy; binding of sperm to zona pellucida
Cellular component (GO): egg coat
Molecular function (GO): structural constituent of egg coat; acrosin binding
Source: RefSeq, a predicted model, not a curated record
UCUGCAGUUUUGGCUAGAGUGUAGUUCUUUCACACCAUAAUGGAGCUUUACAAGUGGCUGUUUGGUGUUGUAGUUUUGAUUUGUGGGGCUUCUGCCCAGAAUUAUUGGAUGCAGCCUCCRGCGCAGAAACCCCAGCUUUCUCCUGAAUUUCAGAACCCCCUGUCUAAGGUCCCUCCACCUACACCUUCUUUUGAUAAAUGUGUUGUGGAGGAGGAGGAGAAGAUCCACUGUGGGAGUCCAGACAUCACAGCUGAACAGUGUGAAGCCAUUAGCUGCUGUUUUGAUGGACGUUGGUGUUACUAUGGGAAAACUGUGACUGUGCAGUGUACCAGGGAUGGUCAGUUUGUGGUUGUGGUGGCCAGAGAAAUCACUCUGCCACCAAUUGAUGUGAACUCUAUCAGCUUGCUUGACUCAAGCGAGGCCUCCUGCAGCCCAGUCGAUGGCACCUCAGCCUUUGUGAUCUUCCAGUUCCCUGUGACAGCUUGUGGCACAGCUCUUAAGGAUGAAGAUGGCUACGUCGUCUAUGAGAACCACAUGUCAUCGUCUUAUGAAGUGGGAGUUGGACACAAAGGGUCGAUCACAAGGGACAGUCAUUUUGAGCUGCUGUUCCAGUGUAGAUAUUCYGGCACGACUGUGGAGGCUCUGGUGUUGGAGGUAAAUCCUGUUCCUCCCCCACUGUCUGUCGCAGCCACAGGACCCCUGAGAGUUGAGCUCCGACUCGGCAGCGGACAGUGUCACAUGAAGGGAUGUGUGGAAGAUGUGGCAGCAUACAGCUCCUUCUACACUGCAGCAGAUUACCCAAUCAACAAGCUGUUGAGGGAACCAGUUUUUGCAGAAGUGCGUCUCUUGGAGAGGUCUGACCCAAAUUUAGUUCUGAACCUGGAGCACUGCUGGGCCACAGCCACCCCAAACCCAGAGGGCCUGCCACAAUGGGACCUGCUUGUUGAUGGGUGCCCCUACCAUGAUGACAGAUACCAAACUACAACAAUUCCUGUGGAUGAAUCUUCUGGCCUUGAGUUUCCAACUCACUACAAACGUUUCGUCAGCAGGAUGUUUACAUUUGUUGCUCCAGAAGACUUUAGUCCUCACAAAGAGACGGUGUUUUUCCACUGUUCUACAAUGGUUUGUCAUCAAGGCAGCACAACCUCUUGUGAGCAACAAUGCCGCAGAAAACGAAGAGCUGCCUUGAAAGUCCCUUCAAGCCAGAGGUCCCUGGUCUCGAGCGGUGAAGUGAUCCUGACUAGGCUGCAUCUUUAAAGAUGUAAAGCACUCAAAGCCAUUUCAGACUUUUAAUAAAACCUUGUUAAAACGCUAA